Paecilomyces variotii is the source of this 1638-nucleotide messenger RNA. RefSeq lists its product as hypothetical. NCBI's taxonomy places the organism in Eukaryota, Fungi, Ascomycota, Eurotiomycetes, Eurotiales, Thermoascaceae. The transcript is spliced from 3 exons. The record is from RefSeq and is a predicted model, not a curated record. Bases 222 to 1319 code for a protein of 365 amino acids.
CUGAAAUGACGGUCAAAGUUGAUAUCAUCUUCCGUGAUGGGGCGCUCAAGUAUCACCACUCAAAAGAUAAGAGUCCGAUCUUCCUCUCCGAUGAUGGUGUCAGCGGGACAGUUGUGGUCACCGGUCUCGACGAGAACAUUACGGAGGAGUUUGACUCGGUGAAAAUCACGUUGUUUGGGAAUGUGUUGAACGUUCUGAGUGUGAUGGAUAUUGACUGACCUAUGACGGAGCUCUAUCGGAUGCGGAUGGGACAAGACCUUGUCCGCUUAACAGACUGCCGAGGAGUACAAGAAGCAUACGGAACAGAGGGGACCCGGUUAUUUCCAUUCUGCUUCAAGGUUCCUCGUCAGGUCUUGACUCCAAACGGCCUGAAAGAGGGCACGGAUCUCGUGCAAUGCUUACCAUCUUCGAUGAACGUCGCCUUUGAAAAUCGGAGUCCGAAUUCGCACGUUCAUGGUUGCCGCGGAAAAUCUAAGAUCAGUUAUGGCAUUCGCGCCCAGCUGGUUCGCAAUGGGACUGUGACCGUUGAGAUGGAGCGGCCGAUAUCGUUGUUUCCAACUCUGGACCAGGAGCCACCAGUCUGCACGAGCGAUUUUCCAGGAGAGUACAUUCUGUCAGAAAAGAAAACAUUACGGGCCUUGUGGCCAUUCCGUCGCGUGGGAGAAUUGCACGUCGAGACAAGCGAAGCGACACCUUUCGAGUUCUCCAGUGAGAAGCAGAGCGCCUCUGCGUCUGUCAAGAUCAAGUUGCGAUAUAGUCGCGCGUGUCAUAGUUGUGGGCCCCCGGAACCGUUCUAUGGAACAGUUAUUUCCAGACUACGCUCGACAACGUUCGUAUCGAUCAUGCCACAACAGCGUAUGCCUACUCGAAAAGAAGCGCAGAGAUCACCGUGGAUGACGAAACAUUCAACCUACCACAUGAACCAUAAGCGGAAACUAAGAUUUUCGCCGUGGAAGCCAGCAAAGCCGAAUGGGAACACUCUAAUGAGUCAGGGCAGUGAAUGGGAAUCAGAGGCGACGCUCGUGGUUGAAUAUUCCGGAGACACCUUCCCAGAACCCACAUUUGCGUCCUCCCUGGCAUCGCGGCGAUAUGCACUCUGUAUGUCAAUGGAGAUUGAAGGCUGUGGCCGGACCACUGUCGACCUAUCAGUCCCCGUUAGUAUUCGAUAUACAGCAAAGCCUUGGGAUCGACGACCUUCCCUCCUAGAGAGCCUGUCAGCAGUACUCGCUGAGAGACUAAGUCUGGGGGCGGAAGCGCUGUCCAACCAGGCUGACUUUUUACUACGAACACGCGAUGAGCCUCCGAUAUAUGUGGCAUAGCGAGAUAUCUGGUGACUUGUCUGCAUACAGUAGUGUUUCUACUCAGUACCUACUGCUUUAUGAGAAAUGUCCGGUUGGCUUUAUGGCGUUAUUCGUUUUGGCAGACAUUAUCUUUCUGUUUAUGAUAUCCUGUGUCCUGGUGACAGCAUUGUAUUAUUCAGAACAUCAAUGUGUAGAUAGAACAUAGAGAUAAUUCUAUUAACGAUCUUCUCUGAACCUACAUCUUGACUGUGUCUGUUGUAUAGAGCGCAGCUAGCUUCAGUUAUUCUUUGAGCCUAUUGGUGAAGGGAUUCUUUCCAAUUAGGAGUAUUUAUGCCAG